AUGCUGUCAUCGCGCGCCGGAGUACUGUCUAUACGGUGGCUUUCGGCAAGGCAACUAGUAUAUUCCGAAUAUGGGAAUCCUUCAAAGGUUAUUCUGAAGUUGGAGACUGUUUCUCUACCUGAUACACCCCCGGCUGGUUAUGUUCACGUAAAGUGGCUUGGCGCUCCUAUCAAUCCAGCGGAUCUGAACAUGAUUCAAGGUGUAUAUGCGGUCAAGCCAUCAAUUCCAGCUGUUGGAGGUAACGAAGGUUACGGCCGUGUAGAAAAGGUUGGUAGCGGUGUAACAAGCCUUCGUGUUGGAGACCACGUCAUUUCUGUGAAAGCUGGAUAUGGAACGUGGAGAAGUGACGGUCAUCAUAAAGAAGUUGACUUGUUUCAGAUAGAUAAUACAUUGUCUCACGAACAUAGCUGCAGCAUUCAGGUGAACCCACCAACAGCGUAUCGAAUGUUAAAGGAUUUUGUUGUUUUAAAACCUGGUGAUACCGUGAUUCAGAAUGGAGCGAAUUCUGCUGUUGGAAGGGCAGCGAUUCAGAUUUGCCGUUUGCGCGGAUUUCGUUCUGUUAAUGUGGUUCGGCAAAGAGACGAUAUGGCAACUCUUGUCGAUGAACUAAAAGGUCUUGGAGCGAACGAAGUUAUCACUGAAGAUCAACUUAGUUGCAGUGGAAAGAUAAAGGACGUAAAAUUGGCGCUAAACUGUGUGGGCGGUAAGUCGACGUUAUUGCUUGCCUCUACCUUGGGAUUUCGUGGAUGUAUGGUGACGUAUGGCGGUAUGAGCAAAAUGCCUCUGCAGGUAGACGAAAUCCAUUGCAAUUUUUUUUAUCACCUACAUUAUAGUCCGUUUAUUUUCAAUGAUAUUCGCUUGACAGGUUUCUGGAUGUCACGGUGGUAUGAAGAUCCUGGAAACUUGGAGGAGCGUAAACGAAUGUACACAGAAUUAUGCGCUUGGAUGAAAGCUGGCGAAUUACGACCACCUCAGUUUCAGAAACGCCGCUUCGAAGAUCAUACUGAAGCUCUUGAAGCGGCUGCUGUAGAUUUUACCAAGAAACAGUUGUUCGUUCCCUAG
Messenger RNA from Angiostrongylus costaricensis, 1062 nucleotides. NCBI's taxonomy places the organism in Eukaryota, Metazoa, Nematoda, Chromadorea, Rhabditida, Metastrongylidae. The record is from the annotation of a GenBank genome assembly.